This is a messenger RNA of Dibothriocephalus latus, 531 nucleotides long. NCBI's taxonomy places the organism in Eukaryota, Metazoa, Platyhelminthes, Cestoda, Diphyllobothriidea, Diphyllobothriidae. The record is from the annotation of a GenBank genome assembly.
AUGCAAGUCCGACACCUCUACGACAACUCCACCACCACACAAAUGACCGAACGAACUGCAUUUUCCUUCCUCCGGGAAUCCCUAAAGUCCCCUUCCCAUCGCCCGCCCGUCUCAUCUUACACCCCUCGCUCUCCCGCCUCGAAUGGGGCUCGUUCUCCCUGCCACCUCCCGACUACCCGUCCCGACGACGUUAGCCUACUAAAAUGGUUCCAAAUAAGUCUUUCGGCCUACAUCAGUGCAAAUCUCUGUCCGCCGCUGCCAGACCUGUCUGCUGCCUCCUGGCGUUGUGCCAACAGCCUCCUUUCUGAACACUUCUCCUUGCCCCUGCCUGCCGGUCUUUUGGAGUCCUCACCUGUGGUGGGCAAUUGCAGCAACCACCUGGAGAACCAGUCUGACCCACCUGCCUGGUCGGCCUACCUCCUUGCACUCUACCUUCGCCUGAGUACACUCUCCCCGUCUGAGGAUUACGCCUCGCUAUUUGUCUGUAGGUUCUUCUCUCUCUCUUGCGUUUGCAGCACCUUUUUCCGCUGA